GUUUUCUCUCAUGACACCGGUACUUCCCGAAAUCCUCUUCAGCGUGACGCCACUUCCGAAACCUGGGAAAUGACGUCUUAAUUACCCAUCAUCCCUCUGGUUGGAGGCUAACUGUUUGUGUAGCUGCAACAACGUCCUAUGGUGUCAGUGACAUUUUUUUAUCCAGUGGCCAAAGCGUGAAUCCAUUACUGGUGUGGACAUUCAGGCGCCACCAUGGGUGAGAGAAAAGGAACAAACAAAUACUAUCCUCCAGAUUUUGACCCAGCCAAGCAUGGGUCACUCAAUGGCUACCACAAAACUCAUGCCCUCAGGGAGAGGGCCAGGAAACUGUCCCAGGGCAUCCUCAUUAUCAGGUUUGAGAUGCCCUACAACAUCUGGUGUGAUGGCUGCAAAAAUCACAUUGGCAUGGGGGUCCGCUACAAUGCUGAGAAGAAGAAAGUGGGGAACUACUACACCACGCCAAUCUACAGGUUCAGGAUGAAGUGCCACCUGUGUGUCAACUACAUUGAGAUGCAGACAGAUCCAGCGACCUGUGACUAUGUGAUAGUGAGCGGGGCUCGCAGGAAAGAGGAGCGCUGGGACAUGGCAGAAAAUGAACAGAUCCUCACCACAGAGCGGACAGAGAAGGAGAAGCUGGAGACAGAUGCCAUGUACAAGCUGGACCAUGGUGGAAAGGACAAGGAGAAGCUAAGAAAGGCUCUGCCUUCUCUGUCCGAGAUCCAGGACCACCAGUCUGGUUGGAAGGAUGACUUCCAGCUCAACAGCACUCUCCGCAGGAAGUUCAGGACGGAGAAGAAAGUUCUGGCUGAGCAGGAGGAGAAGGACAAUGCAGUGAGGAUGAGGACUAACCUGUCCAUCCCACUGCUUCCAGAGAAGGACGAGGACAAGAAACUGGCAGCUCUACUCACUUACCAGGCACCUGACUCCUAUGAGGACAAACAGUACAGCAAGCGGAAAGAGAUCUCCUCUCGUUCGUGGUUCAACUCCUCUGUAGCCACACCAGGAGGUGCUGCAGGCAGUCUGCUCCAUAAGCUGGGCCUGCAGGGGAAAGAAGCAGCAGUGGCCAAAGCUCUUGGCUCCUCACACAGCCCACUGAUCCGCAGGCGCUCAGGAGGACUUGGAAACAAAACUGAACCUUGUGCCACCAUUACCCGCAGGCAGUCAGACCCUGAGGUCAGCCCAUGUGAUGGAGGGUCUUCAAAUGUCAGUCAGACAAAGGAAGGCUCAAAUACAGAUGUUGGACCAUUACAAGUGGGUCAGGAAGCAACAGAGACAAACAACAGUGUUAAAUUCAAAGAGGAAGUGGAUAAAGGGCUGAUAAUGGAGGACUCUGGAAAAGAGAAGGAGAAGGACAGGAGUAGAGAAGCAGUCACAUCCCUGGUGGCAGACUACAGUGACUCAGAUUCAGACCCUGGACAGUGAGGCUGCUCUUUACAGAAGAAUAAAAUGGGACAGUUUCUGUUUUCAGUCAACAGAGGUCAUGAAGUCAAGUGUCAUUUUGUGAGAAUGAAACACAAACAGGAGACGUUCAUCUGCUACAUGUUACUUUUCACUUGUUGACACAACAGUGGUGGUUAACUUGUCUGUGUAGUAACAUGGACAUAUUCCUCACAAACUGUCUGUAAACAGAUUUUCAUUUUAAGCAUAGUGACAAAAUGCUGCAUCAGAAUAUGUCAUGUGACGACAGGGCGACUUCAGAAUGUUGUUGUGUUGUAUCCGACCCCUGUGCAAACACUGCAGACGCAGCUUUUUUCUGUUCGUCUGGCGACACUGAGAAAACUUAUACAAUUAAAUGUAAAAAUACUGUUAAAUUGUGUGGGUUUUUUUAUGUACCUUGUAUUUUUGGGUCUGUGGCCGACUUGAGCUUUAAUGGAGCCUCAGCAGAAAUUGUUCCAACUAUCUACAACAUAUAGUAUGAAAGUGAGAGUAUCAGCAGUCGUUUUGAGUCAUGACUUCAGUAAUCACAGGUACAGUAUCCUUUCUUAAACAAAAUCAUCUUUGAAACAAUUUCUCAUUAUCAUUUUAUUAGUUUUUCUGCAUUUUGUUAAGUAGUCAAGUAACUUUGCACACUAAAAGAAAGUGUUAGUUCAUUCUUGCAAUCACCACACAGUAACUCUUGGAAUGCAUCUAAGUGCUGGUCUGUGCUUUUCUUUGCUAACGGCUAUAAAGCUUUAUUGUGUGCUGUCACCACUGAGACCUCAGGAUGUUUGGUCACAAUACAUAUCUUUUAAAUCUUGAAAGAUUUCAGCCUGAAUAUUGGACUUGAAAUGGAUUUUCAGAGACCGCAGCACAAAUCUUUAUUGAAAAUUUGACUGCACAGCAUUUUAUGUAACUUUUGAAAUGACCGGUAAUGUACUGUUUUACUGUUGUUUUGUUUUGUUUUUGGUAAUGAUGACAGGCGGCAGUGGUUCUCUCUUUUAGUGAGUAUAGUUUCAUUCAAGCAUGAAAUAAAUGUAAUGCACUGAUACCAUA
Lates calcarifer (barramundi perch) is the source of this 2472-nucleotide messenger RNA. RefSeq names its product YJU2 splicing factor homolog B (gene yju2b). The record is from RefSeq and is a predicted model, not a curated record. Gene Ontology annotation, biological process: mRNA splicing, via spliceosome. Bases 214 to 1422 code for a protein of 402 amino acids. Lineage: Eukaryota; Metazoa; Chordata; Actinopteri; Centropomidae. Gene Ontology annotation, cellular component: post-mRNA release spliceosomal complex; U2-type spliceosomal complex. The transcript has 10 exons.